AUGUCGCCAAGAAAACAUAAUCUUCGCAAUCGAAAGAGAAUCAAGACCCCUAGGAGAUUUGAGGAUGAGGAUAUCUCUACUUCUUCUCCUCCCCGCCAAGAGCCACAUGAAGAAUCAAAGGAAAGUUCUGAACUUGAGCAAGAAAUUUACGAAUCACCAAAACCAAGAAAGCCAAAAUCCAAAGCACGCGCAUAUCGUGGAGAAGUGACAGAAUUUAACCCCAAUCUCCCACCUGCUGCCUUUCCCACGCUCGAUCAUUCCGAUUAUGUGCACAACGGAGGAAACACUGCUUUCGACCUUGAGUCACAUUUGUCGGGGUCGCAGAGCCAAAAACCCAGGCUAGCGGGUUCUGAGGCAAUUAAUCCAAAUUUCAUCGGCCGGGGUCGCCACCGCGAACAGAUCGAUCUCACAGCAGAUCAUCCAACCAUGACAUCGACUACAGCAGAAUCCAGGCAUCGGGGGUCCCAAAAUGUGUUGCCUACAUCGAGUACGGUACAGAAACAGCCUCGAGCCAGCUUGUCCUCGAGCAUCUACGGAGAGCCUACCGACAACGGACCAAGGAACCCGAUAUGGGUAAGCAACAUGGCGCGUAUGAAGGAAGCUGGCAGAAUGAGCGACUUAGACAGAAAUAUCUUGGAAAUGGAAUCGAGUGACGAGGAAAAUGCAGCUGUCAGAUCCACAAAACUCGCCAGGACCGCCAGCAUUCCAGACUUCCCUGCUUGGAACAGUCUUACAGUCGCACACAAGCUGGACCUUGCAGAUGCCAUCGCAGAGCUCUACCCAGAUCCAGCACAAGUCAUGCAUCAGCUACGACUCAGUCUCUCUCAGAAAACAGAGCUGGUCGAGCUUCUGAUUCAACGCCAAAACCGAGUAGCUGGAGAGGAGGCGAAUCAACAAAGUCUACAGAAGCAGACACAGGACAUCCUCCUACAGGGUAGGCACUUGUCACAAUCGGCAUUCCAUCAGAUGGUGGAGGAAAACCUUUACGGGACUAUCAACGAGGAUGACCAUCUUCGAACAACCCUCAUGGAGUUGAAGAAAGCCAGAGCGUAUCUCAGAUACUGUGGGUUCGAUCCUGAAUUAGCUGACAGUAAUUGGGAUGUGCCGUCCAUCUCGGACGCUGCAAGCGGCACAAAACCUGGACCUGUGCAGAGCAAGCCUAAGGCGAGCCUUUCAAGCACCGCUGCUCAAAAUUCACCCAGUGCUUCAAAGGUGCCUUUUUCAAGGCGGCCGACUCUGGUCACUCCUUCUCAAAGAGCCUCGAAUCCACCUGAUGCUCGUCUCGAACCUGUACAACAACGCACUCAAGCAUUGCUGCCCGGACAUCGACCCACUCUUGUCCACGCUCUGAUCGCACAGCACUCUCCUGCAGCACCGCUGUCCAAGGUCCCCAUACAGUCCUAUCGAGUCGUACCCGGAAGUCAAAGUGGUGAUCUGCGUGCCAGAUACCAAAGCACAUCGCGCAUACCACCACCUACCCUACCAGCAUUACCAGUACAACGCAACACCUUGACAGGUUCAGAUCUACGAGCAUUCAACAAUGAACUCCUAAAAGCACGUGGUGCAUCAUCAGUUCUUCCCACCCCGCAAGAGGAGCACUCUUCGUCUGUAGGUUCACACUCUCGGGCGCCUCAAGGCCUGCCUCCGGCGCGAAGGGACCAAAAUCGCCAAAGCAACGGAAAUCCCAAUGUAGGGGCAUCAGCUCCGCAAGAAACUGGUGGCGUUAUGAAAAAUGGAGACUCGGUCAACAAGAAGAAACGGAAAAAGAGUGCGACUUGA
Molecule: messenger RNA, 1779 nt
Organism: Letharia columbiana
Lineage: Eukaryota; Fungi; Ascomycota; Lecanoromycetes; Lecanorales; Parmeliaceae
Exons: 1
Coding region: 1-1779 (592 amino acids)
Source: RefSeq, a predicted model, not a curated record